UUUUUUUUUUUUUAUUCACUCCAUUUUAUCACUACUUAUUACUAUUAUCACCAUUAUUACUACUACUAUUAUCAUCGUUACAUUACAACAAUGAGACGUCUUGUCUUUGGGCGAUUCUCUUUUUGUCGAUGGCUAUUUUACUAUUUCAUACUAUGUCUUAUUAUAGUACCUUUUAUAGUAUCUUCACCAUUACCUUCUAUUGAUGAUAAUGAAAAACCUUCUUCUAUUAUUCUAUCAACCACUAGUCACAAUGCUUUAGAAUCGACAAACUCUUCUCAUUCUUCUCAACAAACAUACAAUGAUAAAAUGGAAAUGACAAAUACAGCCAAUAAAACAAGUGGGAACAAUGACGACAGUCUAGAAGAACAAUUGAAAGACGAUCAAGUGGCCUUGAAACGAAUGGUGACUAUUCUAUCUUUGGUAGGAGGGCUUGGUGCUGUGGCAGUAGUGACAACCAUUGUGAUUUUUACCAGAAUGCGGAAACGGAAGCAUCGAAUCAACAAAACAUCUAACAAUUUUGAUGAUGAUGAUAAAUCGAUAUUAAGUCAACACCAUCAACAAAGCAACAACAGCAACAAUGAUGAUGAUGAUGAUAAUGAUAACAACAAUAUCAACACUACUACGAACGAAAGUUUGGAAGAUAAUACAGGGAAUGAAACAUCAAUUCGACCUGAAAACAAUACCAACAACAAUCAGCAAGCAAAUAUACCAUCAACGUCAAAUGAAAGAAGAAGAGUAGACAUGAUUAUACCACAACCAUCAGCACCUCCCACUACUAUGACAUCUCCACCCUCUAGUCUCGGAACUUGCCACCAUAGACGAAUAUUCUCCUUAUCAUUACAACAGUCUACUCCUGAACCAUCAGCACCUUCAGCAAAAGAAUUGGCUAGUCAUCAAAAUAUAAGCAACGAACCUACUUGCACCUAUUGUGAUCAAACUCAACAACACUACCACCAUGAUGAUGACGCCUCUUUGAAUAAUUCAGUAUUGAUGUCGACACCAGAUUUACCGCCACCUGCCUACACACCUAGUGCUCCACCUUUGUACAAUAGAAUGCAUGAAAAUCAGUGGAAUGGAUAAUACUGUUGAUAUAUCAUGACUAACUUUUGCAACAAACCAACGAUUAUCAAGAUGGAUGGGACUUUACCAUUGUUAGUUAGUUAAUUAUUGGUUGAAUUCUGUAAAAGUGGGACUGGUUUCUCUCUUUUUCUAUUUUAUAUCAUCCUUUAGUAUAUUUCCUUUUUGUACUUCAAUUGUUAUUAUAUCUCUCUCUUACUGUAUACCUUUUUUUUUCUUCUUCUUCUAUAUAUCCAUAAUAAAACUAUAUAUAUUUUGAUAUAUAUAUAUAUUUAUCUA
Halteromyces radiatus is the source of this 1356-nucleotide messenger RNA. RefSeq lists its product as uncharacterized. The record is from RefSeq and is a predicted model, not a curated record. Bases 91 to 1080 code for a protein of 329 amino acids. The transcript has a single exon. Lineage: Eukaryota; Fungi; Mucoromycota; Mucoromycetes; Mucorales; Cunninghamellaceae.